Lontra canadensis (Northern American river otter) is the source of this 1443-nucleotide messenger RNA. It is a transcript of the gene LY86, whose product is annotated as lymphocyte antigen 86. NCBI's taxonomy places the organism in Eukaryota, Metazoa, Chordata, Mammalia, Carnivora, Mustelidae. The transcript has 4 exons. Gene Ontology annotation, biological process: positive regulation of lipopolysaccharide-mediated signaling pathway; innate immune response. Bases 139 to 744 code for a protein of 201 amino acids. The record is from RefSeq and is a predicted model, not a curated record.
AACUGCCUUUUGCAUCUCACAGUGGUUCCUCAGGAGCGUAAAAUAGGAGAAGUGAAACCGAACAUUCACCCGUGAAGCAGAGGAGAGGAAGAGCCCAGAGGCCCUUUGUUUGGGGCCCGUUAUUUUCUAGUCGGCCACAUGCAGGGCCUGGCCAUGAAGGGUCUCACGGUGGCCGUCCUCGUCUGGACUCUGAUAUCUCCCAGCAGCGGCACCAAGGGCUGGCCCACACACACGGUCUGCCGGGAUGGGAACCUGGAAGUGCUCUACCAGAGUUGUGAUCCAUUACAAGAUUUUGGCUUUUCUGUUGACCAGUGUUCUAAACAUUUAAAGUCAAAUCUCAACAUUAGAUUUGGAAUGAUUCUGAGAGAGGACAUCAAAGAGCUGUUUCUUGACAUAGCUCUCUUCACUAAAGGAUCGUCCAUUUUGAAUUUCUCCUAUCCCAUCUGUGAGGAGGAUCUACCCAAGUUUUCUUUCUGUGGAAGAAGGAAAGGGGGAGCAUGCUACCAAUCUGGUUUUAUUCUUCAAGACUUUUCUGGGGCCUGCCUCAUCCCACUACAGGGAUGCCUUGGAGCGCAAGAGGCUUGGCCCAGCCCAGCGGUUCUCAAACUCACACAUAUAUCUCAUCACCUGGAGGACUUGUCAACUGCACCCCCAAUUUUCAAUUUAGUACAUCCACAAGUCCCCAGACGAGGGGCCCCCACCUUGAGAACCACUAGCUUAGUUAGGGAUAAGCACAGGGUUUGAAGCUGCACAGAGGUAGACCAUCACUGCCACGCAUGUUUAUGUGACUGCAAACAAACUACUCAAUCUCUCUGAAAAGCAUCCCUUUCUUCCUGUGUACAAUAAGGAAAAUACAAGUGACCUCAUGGGACUUUUAGAAGGAGAAGACAUGGUAAUACAUGCAAAGCCCUUAGAGCAGAGUCCGGCACAGAGUAAGCACUCUGUGCAUGAUAAAUGGAAGCUACUUCAUGCAGCUGAUUAGGGAUUUCUCAAGCAAGGGCUCUGGGCCCCUGAAGUCAUCCAUCUCAGAGUAGAAGUCUGCAUUUUAACAAGGCCUUCAGGGGCAGUAGAGCUUUCGAGGUAAGAGGAACACAACUCUAGUCCAAGCUGCGUACCCUCUGGUGGCUGACACAGGGGAGUCUCCGUGGGCUCUUCGUGUCUUGGGAGAGAGCUCAUUUGCAUUUUUCCUGGCACUGGACAUUUGAAGCAUCAUCUUCACCUUUAGCCCUCCUUCUCUUCAUGUUUUAUUCUUUGCCUGCUUCCUUCGAGCUGCUGUGGAUUUGCUGGUCAGUCGCCACUGUAGCAAAGUGAUGGAGAAAGUCAACAAAAACAGAGGUGUGUGAUGUACUAGCAGAAAACUCAUGCUCUUAAACUGUAAAAAACAGAAGUCAGAACGAUGGUCACCCUGGAGAGGGUACAAGCAAUGACCAAGCAAAAGAGGAC